Molecule: messenger RNA, 453 nt
Organism: Teleopsis dalmanni
Lineage: Eukaryota; Metazoa; Arthropoda; Insecta; Diptera; Diopsidae
Exons: 3
Coding region: 41-364 (107 amino acids)
Source: RefSeq, a predicted model, not a curated record
AUCGAAUUCUGUAUCUUAAACUGAUCGGUUAUAUUAUAAAAUGGAAUCACCAAUUGAUAUUGGCGAGAGAGCAAACGAUGCAGCUAAUUUUGUUUCCAUUAUGCUCCGUACUACUGAUGACGGUAUCGAUGGUAUCUUCGUAACCCCAUUUGGGACCCUUGUCUGUGUAGAUCAAGCAACAAAUCAACAAAUAAUUGAAAUACAAGGAUGGCUUUAUGACUUUAAAAUCUUUUUGGAGCAAGAGUAUGUUUGGCCAGCUGAUACGGACAUUUCUAGCUACGGUAGCUAUUGUGAGGUCACCUUCACGGCUUUACGUGCCUUUAUCGAUUAUCACAUUGGAAAGGCUACAGGAGGCAUAGACUAAAUAAAAAUUGCCUCUCCAGAUAUGCAGCAAAUCAAUCUAUUAUUAAUUUCAUUAUAUUUGUAAUGCAAUCUGAAAUUUAACGAAUAAAA